GGGCGUGGCCUCGCGCGCUCAGCCGGUCCGGGAGCUCCGCGCGCUGCCCCCAAAAACCCGAAACCCCCUCUAAAAACACCCCAAAACCCGCCCGGGACCCCCUCAAAACCCACCUCGAGAGCCCCCAACCCCCGCGGAGCCCGCGAUGGUGUCGCUGCUCUGCUGCGGGCCCAAGAUGGCGGCCUGUGGGCUGGUGCUCAGCGCCUGGGGCGUCGUGAUGCUGGUGCUGCUGGGGAUCUUUUUCAACGUGCACUCGGCCGUGCUUAUCGAGGACGUCCCGUUCACCGACGAGGACUUCAAGGACGGCCCCGAGCGGCUGUACGGGCUGUUCGAGCAGGUCAGCUACAACUGCUUCAUCGCCGCGGGGCUCUACGCGCUCCUGGGGGGCUUCUCCCUCUGCCAGGGGCGCCUCAACAAGCGCAAGGAGUACAUGGUGCGCUGAGAGACCCCCGCCUGGGGGCAGGGUCCCCCCGAAAACCCUCCCAAAAUACCCCAAAACCUUCCCCCCACACCCCCCCAAAGGAGCGACUUUGCGCCAGUGCCACCCAGUUGGAACCAGUUCUCCCAAUAAAAACUGCGGGGUCUUUGUGCCCCCCCCCC
This is a messenger RNA of Myiozetetes cayanensis, 600 nucleotides long. It is a transcript of the gene RNASEK, whose product is annotated as ribonuclease K. The transcript is spliced from 3 exons. Gene Ontology annotation, molecular function: RNA endonuclease activity. The coding region runs from base 146 to 442 and encodes 98 amino acids. Lineage: Eukaryota; Metazoa; Chordata; Aves; Passeriformes; Tyrannidae. The record is from RefSeq and is a predicted model, not a curated record.